Messenger RNA from Anopheles stephensi (Asian malaria mosquito), 4678 nucleotides. It is a transcript of the gene Rel, whose product is annotated as nuclear factor NF-kappa-B p110 subunit. The record is from RefSeq and is a predicted model, not a curated record. Gene Ontology annotation, molecular function: DNA binding; transcription factor binding; DNA-binding transcription factor activity. Gene Ontology annotation, cellular component: cytoplasm. The transcript has 10 exons. NCBI's taxonomy places the organism in Eukaryota, Metazoa, Arthropoda, Insecta, Diptera, Culicidae. Bases 1004 to 4498 code for a protein of 1164 amino acids. Gene Ontology annotation, biological process: regulation of transcription by RNA polymerase II; positive regulation of cell differentiation.
GCAGACUGGCGCUGCGACUGGUUUAGUAUCUCGCGGCGUGUUGCACUCACACACACACACGCACGCUCAACGUAGCGGCACGACGUGAACGUGCGCUCACUACGAUGCCAGCGCGAACCUCUCCACACAGUGUACUAAUGUGAGCCUCGCGAAGCGGAUGCACAAGAUUCUCCGGAACCGCGCCGUCACUUGUCUUCGCGAAGGAGGACGUAAAAAAAGUAAAGAACGAAGAACAAGCUUACCACGGGUGCACCGUGGCAUUAAGUGUGUGUGUGUGUGUGCACCGGUUGGCAAACAUUGUGGUCGAAAAGCGCAAUUAAAGGGUGCUGUGUACCGCGGUGUUUGAUUUGUGUGUUCCGGCGAUAUUAUAACACACCGAGCACGGUGUCGAUAACGGACGGGGUGGGCUCGAGGUGUGUUGCAUGAAGAAUAGACGCAAAUCACCCCGUUCAAGUGACAGUUGUUGCUGUUGUUGUGGUGGUUGUUGCAGUGUCCAGCAGAGCCUACUGUGAACAUAUCGGAGUUUGGCGGCAAUGCUGUGCAGAGAAACACAAAGAAAGAAAAGUGUUGCGCGUUGACCUUGUAGCGGGAAACGAUAUUCAGCGUAUCAGUGGCGAAUGCACUUUCGUUGUUGUUUGUUUUCAUCGCUUGUUGCAAGACGAGCCACCACCUGUUGCGACCUGCUGGAGUGUUGUUUAUCAGAUAAUAACAAACAGCAAAUACGUAGCAAAAACAAAAGGGUUCAAUUCCCGUACCUACAAAAGUGAUUGUGUGUGUGUGUGUGUGUGUGUUUUUGUUGCUUCAGUUAAGUGCGUUCUAAUUCUUGGCUUCCGAUAAGCGAUUCCGAGAUUCGCUAACACUUCUACGCAACUGGAGAAAAUUAUCUCGCGUGUGCGUGUUUCGAGGGUGAUAGUGCGUGUCGUGUUUUGUGGUUAAAGCUUUUGUUUAUUUGUUCGCCAUUCGUGCGUGAGCACCAGUAGCAGUCGGAUAAACGCACACCAAAAUGUCGACGCUGCUGAAUUUGGACAGCUACCGUCAUGAGAUGUAUGAGCAACAGCAACAGUUGCUGGGCGCAUCACCCAACCAGUACACCAUCCUGUCGAUGGACGCACCGUCGGCGGCGGCAGCAGUGGUCAGUGUUGGAGACUAUACGCUUGGGUCGAGCCGAUCGUAUGCCAGUGCGCUUUCGCCUUCUUCGUCGUCUGCAUCGCCAUCAUCGCCGUCCUCGGUAGCAUCGCCUAACAGUCGUGCCAGCAACAUGUCCCCACAGUCAAGUGCCAGUGACCACAGUGCUUCCUACACGCUGCAGAACCUAAACCUUUCCAGCAGUACCAGCUCGAUGGGCUAUCCUGGCAUGAGCUAUCAGCAGCAGCACCAGCAACACCAGCAGCAGCAGCAGCAUCAGCCGCAACACCAGCAGCAUCAUCAGCAGCAACACCAGCAACAAAUUCAACAGCAGCAACAGCAUUACUACGCUCCCCAACUGUUGAACCUGGACCAGGAGCAUCUGCAAACAUCCUCCUUCAGCAGCUACACGACAUCAUCCAACGAAGCGUUCGCUUCGCCCGAUGCAGACUACGGUAAACCGCAUCUGGUGAUACUGGAGCAACCGGUGGACAAGUUCCGCUUCCGCUAUCAGUCGGAGAUGCACGGAACGCACGGUUCGCUCAUGGGCAGCCGGACGGAGAAGUCGAAGAAAACGUUCCCCACGGUAGAGUUGCGCGGGUACAGCGGGGAGGCCAAGGUUCGCUGCUCGCUGUACCAGGUGGAUCCACAGAGGCGGGCGCCCCAUUCACAUCAUCUUGUGAUCAAGUCCGGCGAGCUGGAUCUGAUCGAUCCGCACGAUCUGGACGUUGGUGGGCCGACAGGCGAGUCCUCCGAUGGUGGUGGUGGUGGUGGUGGUGGCGGAGGGAGUUAUGUGGCCACCUUCCAAGGGAUGGGGAUCAUCCACACGGCGAAGAAAUUCAUUGCCGAAGAGUUGUACAAGAAGCUGCGCAAGCAUCGCCUGUGCGAGCUGAACCGCGAACCGACCGAGCGCGAGGAGCAACAGAUGCAGAAAGAUGCCACCGUCAUGGCGCGCACCAUGAACCUUAACCAGGUGUGCCUAUGCUUCCAGGCGUACCGGGUGGAACCGGGUACGGGUCGCUGGGUGCCGAUUUGUGAGCCCGUUUACUCCAAUGCCAUCAACAAUAUGAAAAGUGCACUUACCGGAGAGCUAAAGAUCUGCCGGCUAAGCACCACGGUCAGUGGUGUCGAUGGGGGCGAAGAAGUGUUUAUGUUUGUGGAGAAAGUUUGCAAAAACAACAUAAAGAUUCGGUUCUACGAGCUGGACGAGUACGAUCAGGAGGUGUGGCAGGAGAUGGCCAUAUUUUCCGAAGCGGACGUUCAUCACCAGUAUGCGAUCGCGUUCAAAACACCACCGUACCGGAACAAGGACAUUACCGAACCGGUGGAGGUGCAUAUGCAGCUGUACCGGCCACGGGACCGAUGCCAGAGCGAACCGGUACUGUUUAAGUACAAACCGCGACCCGGUAUGAUGGUGCCCGGUAGCAGUGGCAGUGGAUCGCGCAAGCGGCUUCGCAUAAGCUCCGGAAACAUUUCAUCCGAAAUUCCAACCGUCAUCCAGAACGAUCCGAACGCAGGUGGUGGUGGUGGAGGAGGAGGAGUGCCAGGAGCUGGAGGUGGUGGUGGUGGUGGUGGUGGUGGUGGUGGUUCAACGACACGCCUACCACCCUUACAUCAACCCUUCCCGAUGUUGGCCAACCAUGACGGAUCGAUUCCCGAGGGUCACGAGCCAUCCUCGGCAGCGACCAUCAACGCUGGGCCAGCCACCGGACAUCAGCAGGACAUUAUGGGCGGGAUCGGGGGCGGGACCACAAUCAGCAAGGAGCUGACCAAGGCCAGCAUCAUACAGGAGAUACUGAACAUUCCAACGACGAUCGCGUCGGACGUAGCGUUUGAUUCGAGCGAUUUCCCAUGCAACUCUGAAGAAUUCAACAAGCUUAUCCAGGAGAUAGGCAACCAGCAGGAUUUGGUAAAGCUGGAAACCGAUUCGGAAGCGGCAGCCGGCGACACUACGGAGAGUGUGCUGGGACGCGCGAUUGCCGAUCUGGUCGCAUCCGGCGACGAUGCACGGCAGGGCGAGAUGCUGCGGAAGCUGUUGGCGCUGAUCAAGCUGUUUGCCGGUGAUGCGAACCGAUCGCGGCAGCUGCUCGCUUCCCACUGGACCGCCGCUAACCAGCAGCAGCUCAAGUUCGAACCUCAGCCGUGGAGUAGCCAUGACGAGGAGCAUGGUUGUUGCUUGCACGCCGCCAUACGGCGCAACGAUACGACGAUCGCCUGCAAGCUGAUCGAACUGUUGGACGAGUUCCGACUGACGGACGAGCUGCUGGACCUGCCGAACGAUCGGAACGAAACGGCCCUCCACCUUGCGGUAUCUACCAACAAUGAAUCGAUCGUGCGGGAACUGCUGAAAGCUGGCGCAAAGCUUACCUUUUGUGAUUACCGUGGCAAUACCGCACUGCACCGGGCAGUGGUUGAGAAUGUGCCCGACAUGGUACGGCUACUGUUGCGACACGGACAAGCGGGACGCUCUCGGCUGGAUUGCACCAAUGACGAUGGGCUGACGGCGCUGCAGGCUGCCGUGUACGCUCGAAAUCUGAAAAUUACCCGCAUUCUGAUCGACGCCGGUGCUUCGGUGCGCGAGAAGGAUCUUAAACAUGGCAACAACAUCCUGCACAUUGCGGUCGACAAUGACUCACUCGACAUCGUGAACUACGUGCUGGAGCACGUCAACCGCGAGCUCGGUCUCGAGCAGAACAACGCCGGCUACACACCGCUACAGCUGGCCGAUGCGAAAAGUGCCACCGGCCAGGGAAACAAUAAGCUGAUCGUGCGGGAAUUGCUGCGCCACUUCCCGGAUGGUUUGGAGAAGCGAACGGCCGGUGACGAUAGUCAGGAACAGGAAGAGGACAUCGAUGAGGAUGAGGAGGAGGAGGAAGAAGGGGAGGAGGAGGAGGAAGAGGAUGAAGAAGAAAGAGAGGGGGAGGCGAUAGAGCAGGACAAGGAGCAGAAGAACGAGACAGUACUGGAUUCGAUCAACCUUAACUGUGAUCGUGUGAAUAUCGCACGCCUGCUGGAGGAGCACGAGCCGGAAGCUGAACCGCAGCGCAAAGCUACGAAGCGAUCGGAUGCUACUACCGCGACCGAACGGAAGGAACCAGCCGCCGCCUCGGCCCCACUGUUCGAUGACCAGUGUAUGGAGGAGCUGUGUGAGCUGUUGAGCGGCAGCGAGACUUGGCGUGCCCUAGGUUCGCUGCUUGAUUUCCAUCCAUUUUUCACCGUAUGGGAGCAGGGUCCGAGCCCGGCACGGAUGCUGCUCGGGUACUAUGAGAUGCAACAGUUAAACAUGGAUCGGCUGAUCGAUAUGCUCCGGGCGUUGGAGCUGCGUGACUGCAUCCGCAGCAUCGACGAGAUGAUCUGUCGACGGAUGAAGUAGUGAUAGCGAAGCACAACACCCGGUAAAAACAGGGGUUAUCGGUUGUUUUUUUUUUUUAUCUAGCCAUAAGUGAAGGAUAGCACAAUAUUUUAACACUCUUUACCCGUACCUUCCAAUCUUGUUUUUUGCUACAUUCUGUGCAGAUACACAUUACAGAGCGUUAGCUAGUUGGUAACGAGA